AUGUCCCUGCUGUUCGACGAGGACUACGACAGCCACAGCUUCUACGAGUUCGAGAAGGCGGAGGACUGGUUCAAGGAGGCCGACGCCGUUGUGUUCGUGGGCACCUCUUUCGCCGUCACGCUUACCUCGUUGGCGAUACGAGAGGCCAAGCGGCGAGGCAUCCCUGUCUUCGACUUCAACGUGUCGGUGAGCCUCAAGUCCUCCCCCGCGCUGGACGCCAAGACCGUCCUCGGACGGGCGGAGGCAACCCUCCCGGCGCUCGCUAGCGCCGCUGGAGUGUCGAUCGCGACCAAGCCUACGGCUACGCCGUCACCGGCGGCGGCGGCGGCGGCGGUGGCGAUGGCAGAGAGCGCGAUGGGGAACAGCGGCAGCAGCAACGGCGGCAGUAGCAGUGGCGGUAUUUCGGAGCGGGAAUGCCCCGAGGUAGGUCCUGUAGCCGCACCGGGACCGGCGAGGGGAGAAGACGGAGGGGGAGUUGUAGAUGGGCGAAGGUCUCCCGCCGUAACGACGAGCGGCGACGACUCUGGGUCUCCGCUGGGGCGGCGGCGGCGGCGGCGCGCGCACGAGGACGGCUCCUCCGGAGACAGAAGCGGCGGCGGCAGCAGCAGCGGCGGAGACAGCAGCGGCGGCGACGUUCCGCAAGCCGAGGAGGAGGAAGAAGACGACGAACAGCAAAGAGGCGCCAAGAGGGCCAAGUGUGUCUUGCAUUCCGCUAGUGGCGCUGUCAUUGCGGAUGCUGACGCCGUUGGCGAGCCCGUGACCCCAAUGGCAAGGCCGUCGGCUGCAGGGGAUGGUGAUAUGGCCUGGGGCGGGGGCGCGGAGUACCUGCUGGAGCCGGCGCUGGAGACCCCGCUGCGGAGGGAUCAAGUGCGCGUCGACGUAGCGGAGGCGUACUCGAGGAAGCCGCACCCCGACCCGGAGGUUGAGGCGAACAUAGAAGUCCUCUGGCAGGAGCAACUGGCCAAGAACCCCCUCCUGUUCAACGGCUCCAAGUUCCGGUUGGCGGGGUUCUCCACGGAAGGCAACCGCAAAUCGUCGGCCACGGCUAUCACUACCGCUACCGCUACCGCUGACGCCGCCGGCGGUGCCGUGUCCGAUACGACGGACUCUUGUGGCGGGGGAGGAGGGGGCGGGAGGCACACCCCGCCGCUGCCGCCGCUGACUAACGCCGCCCGGCGGCGGUCUCGCUCUCCGAUGUCGUCGUCGCCGCCGACGCGAAAGCUGCGGCUUCGGCUCGGCCUGACGGACUACAGAACGUUUCGGGGAACGAACUGGUCCCCCUCGGCCGCAACGCUAGCGGCAGACAGCGCGCGCGACCACCCGUGGCUGGAGGCGGCCUACCUGUCCCAGAAGCUGGGCGUGGGGGCGGUGGUGGAGACCAAGGACGGGUUCCUGCUGUCGCUGUGCCGCAGCAACGGCGUGGCGGAGGGGCAGGGGAUGAUGGGGGCGCCGGGGGGGCACCCCGAGCCGGAGAAGCUAGGGCUUACGCCGGAGGUCCUCCGGAGCCUAUCGACGAAGACGGUGUCGAGCCGCCGAAAGGUGGGGCAGCGGGCCGCGGACGAGCUGUUCGACAGCGCCGUCCAGGAAGUCGUGGACGAGACGAACGUGCCCCGGGAGGCCCUGGGAGAGCCCCUGCUCUCGGGGCUGGUGCGCCAGGGCAACAGCUUCGGGGCUCCAACGGCGGCGUUCAUCAUCCCGUGCUCCCUCACGCGAGGCGAGGCAGCGGCGCUCUACGCCAAGGGCGCCAAGGAGGCGUUCGAGAGCACCGGUCUUCGGGCCGUUCCCGGCUCGGAGAUCGUCGCCGAGGGGGUCCGCGGAUGGUUCUCCAAGAGGGGCCUGAGGGCCACGCCGUCCUUCCAGGGGGCCCUCGAGCUCUGGAGGGGGCACCGCCUGAUGGGAGGGGGGGGGGACAACGACGACGGCUGAUAUGCAACGCUUGCCUGGUGUGUGAAAGGAAAGGCGGCCAAACAGAUCGUGUUUUUCUUCACGCAGGUCAUGUUUUGUUGCGGGGUGUCUUGCUUGUCGAGCGAGAUCGUGAUUUGGGCCUGUUUCAUACCCACCUCAUUCCGGACGCUUUUGUGUGGUGGUGGUGGUAGUUAAGGGCGGGGUCGUGCGUUCGUGUUAACUGAUAGCCUGGACGCAGAUCCGAAGGCGAGGAGACAGGAAGUGGGAAGAUGAUCAUUCUUGACAAUGACGCAGAGGGGGGAGGGAGGGGCAUGGAAUUGCUGCGGAUGACAAUAGAACACAACACAUAGCAGCAUUAGGAGAUACACAGAAUAGAGACCCAAAAACUUAUAACUAUCCGUCGACGAAAGCAGCAGUUACACAGGCACGCGACAUAACGCGAGAGAAAACUACGCGUUUUGGUUCUGUUGUGUUCUGCUUUGGGGCCCGGCCGGACAAGGGGAGGGGUUGUGUGGGGUGCCAAGACGAGAGUGGGAGUGUGCGUGAAACGUGCGCCGUGAUGUCAGAGUGGUUACGUUGAACACAUCCUAGCAAGUUGUGUUGGCACCUGCGCCUGGCGGUGAUUUGGCGCCCGCGGUAUAUGUCUUUGCCCAUCCAUGCGGCUUUUUUUUUCGUGUGGGAUGUCCCCCGCCCCCCCCGUUCUCUCCCGCGAGGGCUCGCUCUCCUUGUAUUUCGCCGUACUACAAUAUACUCUGCUGUACGCGAAACAAGAAUGAUGGGCAUGAGGAGAGAAGGGACAACCUGCCUCCGGCAAAAAUGCUUGGCGUCUUCUGCGACACAGCACGAGUCGGGACGGUGUCCUUGUUUUAUUCCAGGAGGCGAGAGAGAGAGAGAGAGAGUGAGUGAGUGAGAGAAAGAGACGCGUUCUUGCUCUCUCUCUCUCUCCUAGCAAUACAACCUUGCCACAGGAAUUAUGGUUUGGGGCGCGCUGUGUUUCCGUCCGUGGUGGCGUGUAUUGAUUAAAUGUUGUCGUUGUUGCUAUUGCUGCGACGGCGGCGGCGGCGGCGGUGGCAGCGGCAGCGGCAGCGGCGGCAGCUGCCAAAGGAAAGUUAGCAGGAUCGCGAGCGACCAAGUCUAUAAGCGUCUCUUGUUGCGCUUCCUUAGGGCCGCGCCGAUCGCAUCUCAGGCGAAUGCGUGGUGCGUCUUGCUCGUGACGUUCGCUGCACAUGGCUAGCUUACAGGAGGAGAGGGGGAGACACUUAGGUGCCCGCAAGUUGCCUGUUGGAUAGAAAAAUAGAUCACUGUCCGAUACAGAAUGACGUGCGCGGCGGAGUAUCGAUGUUGGUUCCUCCGCAAGGAGUCUCGGGUGGCCAGGCGGGGUUCACAGUGGGGAGGAAGGAGGGGGGGAGGGGGGGGCGCAGGCGCACAAGCUCAUUGGUGGGAGAGCGAGCGAGCAAGAGGGGGGGGGGAGUGCCAUGCCUCCUUCCGUGCGUUGGGCAUCGUCACGCGUUGCCCGCCUGGCAGAUGUGCCUUUGGUGGACAAGUCUGGGAGUGGCUUUGAAGGGAGACGAGCUACUGCUCUCGGUGUAGACGAACCAACCGAUAGCGCCGCUUGGGGUCUUGUCUUGUCUUGCCACGACGGACGUUCGUUUCGAUUUUUUGUGUUGUUGUCAUUGUUAGGGUUGGUUGGCAUGGUGGUGGUUAUGGUGGUGGUACAAUGGUGGUGCGAUGGCUGUGAUAGUGUUACUGGUGAUAAAGCUACGUGUAGACAUCCAGCUAGGGACCUACGACACCGGUAGUAUCUUAAUAUUUCCCGUUCGUGAUGAAUGCCUUCCCUUAUUUUUUUCGGUCGGUUCAUAAUUUGGCCUUUCUCUGGUAGUGUAGGCGUCACCGGUUGCUGAGAGUACAAGCAGAGGUACGCCGAUAGUCACGGCUUCCUUUCCAGGACAAAAGGCCGAGCGUUGCUUGCACCCUUACACAAUAAUGUUCGAUUUUUCACUCGUUCGCCGUUCUUGGUUUUGCGGUAGAACUUCGGCCACAUAUGACUUACGUCCGCCGCUUUUAUUUGCUGCUGGCAAUCAGNGGGGGGGGGGGGGGGGGGGGGGGGGGGGGGGGGGGGGGGGGGGGGGGGGGGGGGGGGGGGGGGGGGGGGGGGGGGGAGGAAGCGAGGCCAGGGAAGUGGAACCCAGAUACAGGAAUGGCAAGACCGCGAGAGAGAGAGAGAGAGAGAGAGAGAGGGAGGGAUGGACAGAAACACGGCGGGGGAGCGCAGAAAAUAGGCAGGCGGGGGGAGAGCGAGACAGAGGGUUGGGCGGAGGGGGGCACCCAUGACCCCGAAAAGACCUUGCAUCAACACCGACAAGUACUUUUGAACCCAACGUGGGGGGCGGGGGGGGAUAUUCUGAGAGUGAGAAUGAGUGCAUAUAUGUGUAGUGCCUAAUUAUUCACCACCCCCGAGGGUCGGUUUUUGCUUUGCUUGGUGUUCACGCGCAAGGCGAAACGGAGAGUCUAUCAUCGAGUCGCGAAGAAGGUAUUGAGUGUUGGACUGGGUGAGCGGGAAUGAAACCGUUAGCAUGCAGCAGUGUGUGUCUGAUAUCUUACGUGGCCAGUCGUUGUCUCUCCUUGCGUAUAGUCUAGACUAAUAGACAAUUCCUCGUGCUGUGAAAGAAAUGUUAAUGUUUCACUCUCUUGGCACUUGCUUGUGUGCGUCUCUCCCUGCCCAUUGAACAUGACAUGAGCCAUCCUUCUAAUAAGGAGUGUGACCGUGGGUGUUCGCCCCCCCGCCAAAAAAAAAAAU
Messenger RNA from Ectocarpus sp. CCAP 1310/34, 4702 nucleotides. NCBI's taxonomy places the organism in Eukaryota, Phaeophyceae, Ectocarpales, Ectocarpaceae. The record is from the annotation of a GenBank genome assembly.